UACCUUAGCAGUCGAGCAAUGGUAGAACAUGAAGCAUUCAAUGUUGAGGGAACCCGCCAUUCAUAACAAGCGCGAAAGGCUCCAAAGGUAUUCACGGCACCAUACUUUAGAAGGCCGCGCGAUUUCGCAUGAGAUUCCCCACCGAAGAUCAUGAUAGCAAGGUCACAGUCGACAUUGACGUUGCAUCCGUCUUACGAGCUCAGUAUAUCAUACUCUGGAAUCUGCAACUUCAUGAUAGCCAUUGAUACGUAGAUUGAUGCGACACUUGAUAAGGAAUUCGGAAUGGAGAGCAGCGAAGGGCGAAGUGGUCCGGGGUGGCAGAAAGCUUACGCCGGGCCACAAGCAAUGCCGCGUGCUGUCGCUCUUUCUUUCAUCGCCGAGUAUCCGUGUGAUGCUCUUGAAGAUUCUCACUCAGCAAGAUCACAACCAUUAUACCUCCACUUGCCCAAGUGUGUCAAUGUUCAAGUGUAUGGGUCCAGCAACCUAAUCUCCUGCAUCCAGAUGGCUCUGAUACAUUGCCUGUCACAAUGCAAGGUCAUCCUCACGCGAGCAAUCGUCACGAGUGUAGCCCAAGGUUUGAAAAGCCGCUUUACACCAGGAAAGCAAGAUGAGCGGGUAGAGGAAAUGAGUUUUCAACAAGUUGGUUCGCUGACAAUAUUAUAUGGUCUCAUUAGGCGCAAUGUGAUAGUAGUUUUGUAUGACAUCUACUGCCUUUUCCGACAGCACAGCGUGGGAUCAUACGAGGAUGUGUGAUGGUAUUGUACUUGCAAAUUAGGGUGAAUUUGUGCCAGAGUUUUGGAGCUUGGGAGGGAGUGAUCUUUGUCGAUACACCUGAGGUUUGUGGUGUAGCCCGUCUUUAGUUCUUCGGCGACUCUUGUUCUGUUCUCUCUCCCGUGACC
Aureobasidium subglaciale EXF-2481 is the source of this 899-nucleotide messenger RNA. RefSeq lists its product as uncharacterized. The record is from RefSeq and is a predicted model, not a curated record. The transcript has 2 exons. Lineage: Eukaryota; Fungi; Ascomycota; Dothideomycetes; Dothideales; Saccotheciaceae. The coding region runs from base 283 to 753 and encodes 156 amino acids.